AUGUGGUUCACGCUCCUGUUUUCUCUAUUCGUUAACCGAAGCUUGUCGAAUGCCUCUCUGCCCCUCUCACUCACCCUCCGCGAGGGUACCCGGCCGGGAGAUGACGAUGGGGGGAGUCCAAUCAGCGAAUGGUCGUCUACAAUCGGCAUCGUCACCGCAAUUGUCGGUAACGUCUUGAUAUCCUUUGCGCUGAAUAUUCAACGUUACGCACAUAUUCGAAUUGCACGGGAUCAGGAACGAAAACGGAUCGAGCGUGGGUGGAAAAUAGGGAAUCCUGAUCUAAGAGAUGUACAUGGAGAGGGCGGGCAGUCAGCUGGAACCUAUGGGGCUGUUUCCCAACGAGCUGGCAGCUUUGGAGUUCAGGACAAUAUAGAUAGACGGGUGGAUGACGUUGCCGAUAUACGCCCCGAAAUCCAUGACCAGAAUGCCUGUCGCCGUCAAAUACCCACUGCUCGCCAGUCUUCCGAUGGGCCUGUUAGUGGCCACACGGACACUGACGAUAGUGACGAUGAUGGAACCGAUCGUUUGAAGCAAUCGUUUCUCUCGGAAAGAACAGUCACUUCGUUAGAAAAAUCUUCCAAGUCAAAGGAGCGCAAAUCCUAUCUCCGUUCUCCGUAUUGGUGGACCGGCAUCAUACUCAUGACAAUAGGCGAGGCUGGGAAUUUCCUGGCUUACGGAUUUGCGCCUGCUUCCAUUGUAUCACCCCUUGGUGUCGUUGCGCUUGUGUCGAAUUGCGUUAUUGCUCCGAUUAUGCUGAAGGAAAGGUUUCGCCAGCAAGAUUUUUGGGGCGUCCUUGUUGCAAUUGCCGGUGCAGUGACGGUUGUAUUGAGUGCCAAUACGUCCGAAGAGAAAAUAGGCCCCGAUGACAUUAUCGGGAUGAUUACCAGAUGGGAAUUUGAACUUUACCUCGGUUUGACGGUUGGCCUGAUUCUUAUUUUGAUGUGGUUUAGCAAGGAGCAUGGACGGAAGACGAUUUUGAUUGAUUUAGGGCUGGUUGGGUUAUUUGGGGGAUAUACGGCGUUAGCAACCAAAGGCGUCUCCUCAUUGCUUUCAUAUACACUCUGGCAUGUCAUUACCUUUCCAAUAACUUACGCUCUGGCCGCCGUUCUCAUUGUCACUGCCAUGAUGCAAAUUCGUUACAUCAAUCGAGCGUUGCAACGGUUCGAUUCGACCCAGGUGAUCCCCACACAAUUCGUUUUAUUCACGAUCUCGGUAAUUGUUGGCAGUGCUAUAUUAUAUCGCGACUUUGAAUCGCUUACCCUGAAGCAAGGCCUCCAAUUUUUUGGAGGAUGCGCGUUAACUUUCCUGGGCGUCUACUUGAUUACAAGCGGGAGAUCUCAGGGCGAAAGAGGCCCCGAAUCGGAGCAAGAUGAGGAAGAAGCGAUUGGAUUAUUACAGGGCACACCAUAUCGCGAUUCGCUAGAUUGGCAUGAUCAGUCAGACAAUAGAGCAGUUCCUCGAGUCGAGCAAGCUCUACCCACAGAGGAGGACAGGCAGUCGCGUUGUGAAUCUCUCCUGAGCGAACACGACCUUCAAGAUGAUGAUGAAGAUACACUCCGCACUCCGCGUGCACAAUUAUCCAGUUCUCCUGCUUCUGUGCCGCCUUCAAUAUCUGAUACCUCUCUUUUGGAACCGCCAGAAGCUAGUCCCGAAUUACAUGUUGCAAGUCGCUGGACUCCACACCGUGAAGAGUUUGCUCGAACUGUAUCGGCAGACGCGCGUCCCGGCACUCCGCCUCCGCGCUCCAGCGUGAUUCUCCAAUUCCCUACAGCGCCAGGCGCAACCGAAUCUCCCCUGGACACGCGGUUGAUAGCAACUCCGAAAUCCGAUGCAAAUCGGGUCCGUCCACGUAGACAUACGAUUUCACGGACUCCAAGAUCCCCGUCGCGAAAUCGCCUUUCUCUGCGAUUUUCACCAGGGCCGCUUCUCCCGCCACUUUCGGGUGGGUUAAGCGCCGUUGUGGCGGAAUCUCUACGACGCGGCGAGGGCUCUCCGAAGAAAUAUCAGCGAAGGAAACGGAUUAUAUCAACGCCAGAUGGGAGAGCAUCCGCAGUAGACGGGCAUGCAGAUCACGACGUCGAAUACGAAUCCGAGACGGGCUUUUUUGGGGAUCUUGGCAACCGACAUCACCAACCAUAUGGCGAUGAAUUGAACCGCGCCAGCACUCUCGGUCCUCCCGUAACAUUCCGACUUCCUCUCGCGCCAAACGAUCAAGAUAAUAUCGCCUCGACGCCACCCGAGCGCAAUGACGAGAGUCCCUCCCACCGCGGUCACGGCAGGAAAGACUCUUGGACUGACAAUAUCACUCGUUUUAGUGCUAGUUUGCUUGAAAGUGGGCGACGAUGGGGGAGAAUGCUCAAAGACGACGGCCAUGGUCAAGAUAGCCCAUCUGUUGAAACCGACGAAAAUGACCAAGGCCGAAGCAACCAGUCCACUGUACAAAGACCCUCGCUAUAA
This is a messenger RNA of Uncinocarpus reesii 1704, 2457 nucleotides long. RefSeq lists its product as uncharacterized. Bases 1 to 2457 code for a protein of 818 amino acids. The transcript is spliced from 2 exons. Gene Ontology annotation, biological process: magnesium ion transport. Gene Ontology annotation, cellular component: membrane. Gene Ontology annotation, molecular function: magnesium ion transmembrane transporter activity. NCBI's taxonomy places the organism in Eukaryota, Fungi, Ascomycota, Eurotiomycetes, Onygenales, Onygenaceae. The record is from RefSeq and is a predicted model, not a curated record.